UACACCUCCUUGUAUUGCAAUAUGUAUUGUGGUAUAUAUUGUGAUACACCUCCUUGUAUUGCAAUAUGUAUUGUGGUAUAUAUUUCAGCUUUUUUUUUAAUUUGUGAGCAACUUUCUUUGUUGCACAUAAAAAGUGAAAGUAGAUUUAGAAUAUCGUCAAUAUUGAUACGCACAGAUCGUUACCGAUAUUUUGUUUCUGAAUCUUCCAUAUCGCAAUAUAUCGAUUAUUUCCGACAGCCCUAA
Lottia gigantea (owl limpet) is the source of this 243-nucleotide messenger RNA. RefSeq lists its product as hypothetical. The annotation marks the transcript as partial. The transcript has a single exon. The record is from RefSeq and is a predicted model, not a curated record. Lineage: Eukaryota; Metazoa; Mollusca; Gastropoda; Lottiidae.